Oldenlandia corymbosa var. corymbosa is the source of this 2021-nucleotide messenger RNA. NCBI's taxonomy places the organism in Eukaryota, Viridiplantae, Streptophyta, Magnoliopsida, Gentianales, Rubiaceae. The record is from the annotation of a GenBank genome assembly.
AUCUUCUCCUACCUAAAAUUUGCCAUGUCCGUUAUUAGCUUUAGCAUUACCAUUAGUCUAUCUGAAUCUAUAACGAUGUUAUAUUUGCCGGUUAGCCAUAAACAGAACCACGCAGCAGAAAUAUUUAGAUUUUUCUAAAAACUAAAUCAGUACAAAGUGAUGAGAAAGGAGGUGAUCGUGGUGGCGGCAACCGCGACGACGGCAGUGGCGGUUGUUGGCGGAGCGGUGUUACUCCAUAAAUGGAAACGACAGAGAGAAAACCGGUGGAGGCAUACGCAACGGAUUCUUCGUAAGUUGGCGAGUGAGUGUGCGGCUCCAGUCCCCAAGCUUUGGCUUCUUGCCAAUGAGCUGAUGGCCGAAAUGCAAUCGGGUCUGGCUUCCGACAAACCCAAAAUUCAGAUGUCCUCAUUUCCUUCCUACUCCGUUUCACUUCCAACUGGUGAUGAGGCGGGACUGUACUACGGGAUAAAUCUCCGAGGCAAUAGUUUCCUUAUUCUAAAGGCACGGCUUGGAGGAAAGAAUGAACCAAUUUAUGAUUUACAACGUCAAGAGACUCACAUUCCCCCAAAUCUCAUCACUGGUGAAUCCAAGGUAGUCAAAAAACACACUCUUUCGUGAUCCGAAUUGCUUGUUUGAUAAGUUAGCAUUUUUUUUGGUUGAUGAACAAUGCAGGAACUGUUUGAUUUCAUUGCUUUAGAGCUCUCCAAAUUUAUUUCUAUGCAUGACGACAAUUCUGGGGUGGCAAAACUGGAGAAAGUUAAGCUUGGAUUCACUAUUUCUGCUCCAGUAGAUCAAGAUGUUGCCUCAGCCUGCAAAGCCAUUGAUUGGAAGAAGCUAAAUGAUCACACAGUUAGGGAGCAAUUGACAACCGAAAUCAAUCAUGCCUUGACAACGCACAGCGUGGAUAUGCAAGUUUCCGCUGUAGUCGAUGAGGUGGUUGGUGAUUUAGCUGGAGGAAGGUACUACAGUAGAGAUAGUGUGGCUGCCAUCAGUAUGGGGAUGGGCAUAGAUGUCGCUUACACAGAAAUAGCACAAGAAGCUCAAAAGUUGCAAACCGAAUCAGCCAACUCUGUUGAAAUGGUUGUUAACAUGCAAUUGAGAGAUUUCAGUUCUGUCAACCUCCCUUUAACAGAGUUUGAUGCUACCAUGGAUCUCGAAAGCACAAAUCCAGGUGUUCGGGUAUUUGAAAAGCUGGUUUCAGGUAUGUACUUAGGAGAAAUUGUAAGAAAAGUCUUACUGAAGAUGGCUCAAGAGACUGCUUUAUUCGGAGACAUUGUGCCAACCAAACUCAUAACCCCUUACAUAUUGAGGUCACCAGACUUAGCUGCUAUGCAUCAAGAUACAUCAGAGGAUUAUAAAGUAGUAGAUGAGAAACUAAAAGAAAUAUUUGAGAUAGCGAACACCACACCGAUGGUAAGAGAAGUAGUAGCUGAGAUCUGCGACAUUGUUGCAGAACGUGGCGCUCGCCUUGUGGGGGCUACAAUGGUAGGACUUGUUAAAAAGUUAGGAAGAAUCGCCAACAGAAAGAGCGUUAUUACAGUCGAAGGUGGUCUUUAUGAGCAUUAUCGAAUCUUCAGAAACUAUCUGCACAGCAGUGUUUGGGAGAUGCUGGGAAGCGAGCUAUCAGAUAAUGUGAUUAUAGAGCAUUCGCAUGGAGGUUCAGGAGCUGGUGCACUGUUUCUUGCUGCUUCUCAUACACAUAAUGCACAUUCCUGAUUACUAUGGCUUAUGCCUAAAUAAUCGAACAUUAGUUUUACGAUAUCAAGUAUGGAAGAAUUCCUAGUUUUGAUUCUUCUUAGUUUUCAGCUUGUUCGUUUUUGUAGCAACCAUGGAAAAAUUUUCAGUUAUAAACAUUGUAAAAGAUUUAGUGAUUUGUGAAGUUCAACUGACGUGUGAAAUACAUUCACAUUAAUAGUGCAAGUAGAAGUAGUGUUCUUUCAGUUGGUCGUGAUGUCAACAAUUUUGUUGUCCUAAUUUAUAUGUGGAUUCAUGAUCAGGAUGUUUUAAUGGAAACCAAUAAG